Molecule: messenger RNA, 573 nt
Organism: Geodia barretti
Lineage: Eukaryota; Metazoa; Porifera; Demospongiae; Tetractinellida; Geodiidae
Source: the annotation of a GenBank genome assembly
AUGGAGGACUUCACGAAGCCGGAAUGGAAGGGUCGCAUUGGCUGGGCGCCGACUAACGGCUCAUUCCAGGCGAUGGUUACGGCAAUGCGCGUGGUGUGGGGCGAGGACAAGACGCGGGAAUGGCUGCUCGGAGUUCAGGCAAACGAGCCGAAGGUGUAUCCGAAGAACACACCGACUGUGGCUGCGGCUGCGGCAGGCGAGGUGGAUGUAGGGUUCGUGAACCACUACUACCUGCAUCGUUUCCUGGCGGAAGAGGGCGAGGAUUUCCGGGCGCGUAACUACCACGUGUCCGGCGGCGGACCAGGCGGUAUCGUUUUGGUGGCGGGCGGCGGUAUCCUGAAGACGGCGGAAAACAAGGACAAUGCCGAGCGCUUCUUCAAGUUCAUGCUUUCGCGAGUGGCUCAGCAGUAUUUCGCUGGACAGACCUAUGAGUAUCCACUGGUCGACGGCGUAAAGACAAAUCGCAUCCUCACGCCGCUUGAGGAGAUUAACAACCCGGACAUUGAUAUGGCGUCUCUGGAUGACCUUGCUGGCACGCAGAUAUUGCUGCGUGACCUUGGUAUUCUUCAGUAA